Serpula lacrymans var. lacrymans S7.9 is the source of this 2175-nucleotide messenger RNA. RefSeq lists its product as uncharacterized. The record is from RefSeq and is a predicted model, not a curated record. Gene Ontology annotation, molecular function: ATP hydrolysis activity; ATP binding. The coding region runs from base 1 to 1914 and encodes 637 amino acids. NCBI's taxonomy places the organism in Eukaryota, Fungi, Basidiomycota, Agaricomycetes, Boletales, Serpulaceae. The transcript is spliced from 10 exons.
AUGCCGCCCUCAGCCUCAAAGCAAAAAAGAUUGGCAGAAAAGGCUGCAAAACAGGCUUCAAAGCAAAACGGUUCUACCGUCUCACCUUCAACGUCCACACCGGCCGGUUCAGUGAGCGGAAGUUAUGCCAAUACACCUUUGACCAGCGUUUCUGCUGCAAACAGUACAGAUGACUUGACUUCCAUGGCCAAGUUGCAGAUCGCAACCGACAGGAGCGCUGCUGGUGUGCUCGUAUCCGAUGUCAAAGGUCGAGAUGUCAAGAUAGACUCAUUCACGCUCUCUUUCCACGGUCGCCUACUUAUUGAAGGUGCAGAAAUCGCACUGAACUAUGGUCAACGAUAUGGUCUUCUGGGAGAGAACGGAUCCGGCAAGUCAACAUUCCUUCAAUCCAUUGCUGAACGGGAUAUCGAAAUCCCCGAUCACAUAGAUAUUUACCUUGUGCGAGGAGAGGCUGAGCCAUCAGAUGUCAAUGCUGUAGACUUCAUAGUCAAAUCUGCAAGAGAAAAGGUCGCAAAGCUCGAGGCCCGAAUUGAGGAUCUGUCCAUUGCAGACGAUGUUGACGAAGCUGCUCUGGAUGCAUGUUACGAGGAGUUGGAGGAGAUGGAUCCCAGUACGUUUGAGACCAAAGCAGGCAGUAUCCUGCACGGACUUGGCUUUUCCCAGACGAUGAUGCAGAAACCAACGAAAGACAUGAGUGGUGGUUGGCGUAUGAGAGUGGCUCUGGCUCGAGCACUUUUCGUUAAACCUCAUAUCCUCUUACUCGACGAACCCACCAAUCACUUAGAUCUUGGUGCCGUUGUGUGGUUGGAAGCCUAUCUUUCCACUUAUAAUCAUAUCCUCGUCAUCACCUCUCAUUCUCAAGAUUUCAUGGACUCCGUUUGCACGAAUAUCAUGGACCUUACAGCGAAGAAAAAGCUGCUCUAUUACACGGGUAACUAUACCACCUAUGUCCGGACGAAGCAAGAGAACGAGGUCAACCAGAUGAAGGCUUACAACAAACAACAAGAAGAAAUCUUGCAUAUCAAAAAAUUCAUUGCAUCUGCCGGUACAUACGCUAAUCUUGUGAGACAAGCCAAAUCCAAACAGAAGAUCAUCGAUAAGAUGGAGGCUGCUGGUCUUAUAGAAAAGAUUGAGGUUCCCAGACCUUUGAGAUUCCACUUCGAGGAUAUCCGUAAACUUCCACCCCCGAUUAUUGCGUUUACUGAGGUCGCGUUCGCCUACUCGGGCAAGAAAGAAGACUUUUUAUAUGAAAACCUGUCCUUCGGUAUCGACAUGGAUUCACGGAUAGCCAUCCUCGGCGCCAAUGGUGCCGGAAAAUCAACGUUACUCCAUCUCAUCACUGAUGUUCUCCAACCAAGUCGAGGUACCGUCUCGAAACACGCCGCCCUCAAACUCGCCAAAUAUUCGCAGCAUUCAGCCGAUCAACUACCUUAUGAUAAGUCGCCGAUUGAGUAUUUCCAAAACAUAUUCAGAGAGAAAUAUCCCGAGAAGGAUGCUAUGGCAUGGCGACAACAACUUGGUCGUUUUGGUCUUUCAGGUCCCCAUCAGACAUCACCCAUUCGUCAGUUAUCUGAUGGUUUGCGGAAUCGUGUGGUGUUCGCGCAACUUGCCAUGGAACACCCACAUAUUCUCCUGCUCGAUGAGCCUACAAAUCAUUUAGACAUGGCUUCGAUUGACGCUCUCGCACUUGCCAUCAAAGAUUUCGAAGGUGGCGUUGUCAUUGUUUCCCACGACUUCCGUCUUAUCUCGCAAGUAGCGGAAGAGCUGUGGGAGGUUAAGGAUAAAACUAUUAAAAAUUUGACGAAAGAAGACAUCACUAUCGUAGACUACAAGAAGAACCUGAUCAAACAGAGUCAAGCAAGCCUCGAGAAAGCGAAACUGAUCAGCAAGAAUGCGACCAAAGGCAAAACUUAGAAGAUGUAUCAUUCGAUCUGUGCAGUAUACUGCUGUUGUAUAGAUUUCACCCCCCUGUGCCACUACAUAUCACCUGUAGCCCAAACAUUCUCUAUACUGCUAGGAUUUCCACACUUGUUGUAAGUCAUGCCUCGGAUUUGUUCGUAUUAGUAUGUCGAGUCUAGCGUCGUACGAUAUUAAUACAGUUAUGAAGCAGCUAUGCACUAGCUAAUCUGGUGAUGCACGAGGUUUAAGAUUCAAUUAAAGUAGGUGUUCGUGAUC